Molecule: messenger RNA, 621 nt
Organism: Penicillium manginii
Lineage: Eukaryota; Fungi; Ascomycota; Eurotiomycetes; Eurotiales; Aspergillaceae
Product: putative IgE-binding protein
Exons: 2
Coding region: 1-621 (206 amino acids)
Source: RefSeq, a predicted model, not a curated record
AUGAAGGUCUCAGCCCUGCUUUCUCUCGUCCCUCUGGUCGCCGCCAUGCCCGGCCGCCGCCAGGAAUCCGCUUCCACCGGCUCCUUCGGUGUCACCGCUGCUCGCUCCGGCUCGCCCAUCCACUUCCUGCCUCUGACCGCUGCCGGUUCGCACUUCUAUCUCGGUGGCAAGAGCCAGACCUAUAUUCCCGAGGGUGUCCCUCUCAAGGGGUCGACUAACGACACUAUCCUGACCGGCUCCCACUACCUUGAUGUCGUUGUUCCCGGCGGCCAGGAGAUCUACGUCGAUGCUUCCGGUGCUCUGUCCUUCACCACCCCCCACUCGGGCUACAUUCCAGAGGGCUCCUCCGAGGGUCCCUUCAAGUACACCCCCGGCAAGAACGGCGGUCUCGGUACCUGGAGCUACGGCUCCGGCUUCAUUGCUUGCCCUACUGCUUCCAAUGCUACUGCCACCCCUUACAGCCGCCGCCGUGUUGUUGCUGCCACCCCCAAGUGGCAGGUCUUCUCUGCUCAGAAGAACGCCACCGUCCCCACUGGCAACAUCAACGACUGCCUCGGCUUCGACGCUCUGGCUGUCCCCGUUGACACCACCACCACCCAGCCUACUUGGGAGUACAUCUAA